AAUCCGCACUUGUGGCAGCAGCUACCAGCCGCGAGCCCACUGGAGCCGGUCACCAUCCUUACCACUACGUGCUGCCCUGAGCCCGCAACCAUGUGCCGCACCCUGGCCACCUUCCCCACCACCUGCCUGGAGAGAGCCAAAGUGUUCAAGACACGUCUUGGGAUCUUUCUUCACAAGUCAGACCUGGGCUCUGAUACUGGCGGUGUUGGCAAGUUUGAGUGGGGCAGUAAACCCAACAAAGAAGGCAGGUGCAUCGCGGAAGACGUGCUGAGGUGGAGAGAGUCCUUCGACUCCUUGCUGAGCAGCAGAAAUGGAGUGUCCGCCUUCCACGCCUUCCUGAAGACGGAGUUCAGUGAGGAGAACCUGGAGUUCUGGCUGGCCUGUGAGGAGUUCAAGAAGAUCCGAUCGGCUGCCAAACUGGCCUCCAGGGCUCACUGCAUCUUUGAUGAGUUCAUUCGCAGCGAAGCCCCUAAAGAGGUGAACAUAGACCAUGAGACUCGGGAGCUGACAAAGACGAACCUGCAGGUGGCCACAGCCAUGUGCUUUGACGUGGCACAGGGAAAGACGCGCACCCUCAUGGAGAAGGACUCCUACCCGCGCUUCCUGAAGUCGCCUGCCUACCGGGACCUGGCUGCCCAAGCCUCUGCCACCUCUGCCUCUGCGUCCAGCUGCAGCCCGGCUGAGCCCUCACACACCUGAACCUCCAGGGCAGUGGGGAAGCCAGCGGGAGGAGAGGUGGAGUCACCCAUCCCUGAGGCGGCUGCCCCUGUUGGGGAGGCAGGUUCAGCCCAGCAAGUGCGAGAGGACAGUGCAGGGGGAGCGGCCCAGCAGCCUGCUGGACCACCCGCUCCUCCAGAUACUGUGGGCUGGGUGCCAUGUGUGAGAACAACCCCACGUCCAGGACCUGUGGCCAAGGGCUCUUUGGGGACAACCAUGGGGCUACAGCAGUUAGCCCUGGCUCUCACCCAACCUUCGCACUGGGGCAAUGACAGAUUCCAGGGAAACUUGAAAAGGAAAGAGAGGAGGAAGAACUUUGCCUGUGGAUCAGUUGACUUUGCUCACAUCUUGCUUUCCUAGUUCCCUGACUGGGCUCAGAAGGGGCCCAGUCGUGGAAUCUCCUGUUCUGCCCUGUUCACCUGUCCCCGUCCCUGGUUACCCCAGGGCACCUUGGCUUCUGCUUUUCAGUGCCCACCCCAUGCCCCUCCUUGCAGUCUUUUCAAAGUCAACAAGUCCAUGUGAUUCUUGCCCAGAAUGACAUUUGUAUACCUCAAGGACUGACUGACCCGUGAACCCUGAAAAGCUGCCACCUUGCGUGUGUAAAUGCAGCCUGGUGCUCCUGGUGGCCUCAUGCAGGUGGCCCGCCCUGUGUGUGCAGCAGUUCCACCCAUGAAUGGACUGUUGAGCCCUGUGUGCCCUUGGAAGUGGGGCUCAGGGGGAGUGAGGUGGACACCUCAGGGGCAGCAGGGAAUGAGGGGGAAGGGAUCAUAAGAAACAAAUCUCUUGGCAGGACCUCCAAAAGUCCCACAGAAAACAAACCAGCAUUUUCUGCAGGCACGGGAAGGGGUAAAGAGGUGCCCCAGGCUGAAAGGGGAGUCUCGAGUUUCUUUGCUAUGGAUGUGAGAUGCACCCUGGAGCACUGGGAGGGAUGGGGCGGGGACCACGAAUGGCCCAGGACACAAUGUAGAGGCUGGGAUGGAAGCUGGGGAGCGUGGCUGUUGGGAAGGGCCAGGCUACGAGAGCCAGAACCAGCUGCCACCUCAGGCUGCACCAGAUGAACAUUCCAAGGUGAGACUCCCUGCUCCAGAGCUGGGACAGGGAGACGAAUUCACCUGGGCAGCCCCCUCUUGCCCCGGGAGAGCCAACACUGCCCUCUGUGCACUUGAACUCCUCUAGGGGAAAACUAUUUAAGUAUAAUGUGUUGGCGGUAUGCCGAGAGUCAUGUAUUACUUUUGUUACCAUUGUUGAUUGUAAUUAUGUAUGUUUGGUGACCCUUAUUGUCCUUGUUAUUUAUUACUAUGUUCCAGUUUCUCCCCUGGAGAAUUUCAGCAGGAGUUGCUGCCUGACUUUCCCCCCCACCCACCAGACUCUACCUCUGAGCGUGCUGGGAGCCACUUAGGGCCUGUCAGGAAGGCAUCACUGUUUAAAUAUUUAUUUAUUGUUGACCAAGGGAACUGGGUUCCUUGGUGUGGGUGAUGUGUGCAGUCUCUGUCAGCAUGUUAUAUUCUUAUAAAAUAAAAGCAAAACUCAAAUGAAG
Chinchilla lanigera (long-tailed chinchilla) is the source of this 2254-nucleotide messenger RNA. It is a transcript of the gene Rgs16, whose product is annotated as regulator of G-protein signaling 16. Bases 91 to 699 code for a protein of 202 amino acids. The record is from RefSeq and is a predicted model, not a curated record. The transcript has 5 exons. Lineage: Eukaryota; Metazoa; Chordata; Mammalia; Rodentia; Chinchillidae.